Nannospalax galili (Upper Galilee mountains blind mole rat) is the source of this 1777-nucleotide messenger RNA. It is a transcript of the gene Sqor, whose product is annotated as sulfide quinone oxidoreductase. Gene Ontology annotation, cellular component: mitochondrion. Gene Ontology annotation, molecular function: FAD binding; sulfide:quinone oxidoreductase activity. The record is from RefSeq and is a predicted model, not a curated record. The transcript has 10 exons. Lineage: Eukaryota; Metazoa; Chordata; Mammalia; Rodentia; Spalacidae. The coding region runs from base 193 to 1548 and encodes 451 amino acids.
GUUGGAUUGACGUGAGGAGGGGCGUCUACAGAGGUGUCCCGGGCCUGGAGGAGAGCCGGGGCUGAUGGGGAUCUGCGCACCGGGAGACUUGGCCCUUUGGUGGAAUUGGGGCCUCUUUUCCUUUCUUUUUCAUCUUUUAAUUAUCAAAGUUUCAGCCUAACUUCUUGCUCAAAGACCACCUGAUCCAGCCUGAUGAUGGCCCCACUGGUUGCUGUGGUAUCCAGUCCCCGUGCCCGGCUCCUUACCUGCUUCCUCAGGCUGGGUGCUCAGCAGGCUGGACCCCUCCAGCUACACACCAGGACCAGUUGCACAGCCAAGAACCACUAUGAGGUUCUGGUGCUGGGUGGGGGCACUGGGGGGAUCACCAUGGCCACCCGAAUGAAGAGGAAAGUUGGAGCAGAAAAUGUGGCCAUUGUUGAACCCAGUGAGCGACACUUCUACCAGCCAAUUUGGACGUUAGUGGGUGCUGGUGCCAAGCAGUUAUCCUCAUCGGGCCGUCCCACAGCGAGUGUGAUGCCAUCUGGUGUGGAGUGGAUUCAGGAUAAGGUGGCUGAGCUGAACCCAGACAAGAGCUGCAUUCGCACGGACAGUGGCAAGGAGAUUUCAUAUAAAUAUCUUAUUAUCGCUCUCGGAAUCCAGCUGGAUUAUGAGAAGAUUAAAGGACUACCUGAAGGUUUUGCACAUCCCAAAAUAGGGUCCAAUUAUUCAGUUAAGACCGUAGAGAAGACGUGGAAAGCCCUUCAGGACUUCAAGGAGGGAAAUGCCAUUUUUACCUUCCCAAACACUCCAGUGAAGUGUGCUGGAGCUCCCCAGAAGAUCAUGUAUCUAUCAGAAGCCUAUUUCAGGAAGACUGGAAAGCGAUCCAAGGCUAAUAUCAUUUUCAACACGUCUCUUGGAGCAAUUUUUGGGGUUAAGAAGUAUGCAGAUGCCUUGCAGGAGAUCAUCCGAGAAAGGAACCUCACUGUUAACUACAAGCAAAACCUUAUCGAAGUCCGAGCUGAUAAACAAGAGGCUGUUUUUGAGAACCUGGACAAGCCUGGGGAGACCCAAGUGUUUUCAUAUGAAAUGCUUCAUGUCACACCACCCAUGAGCUCACCAGAUGUCCUCAAGACAAGUCCUGUGGCUGACUCUGCUGGCUGGGUGGACGUGGAUAAAGAAACUCUGCAGCACAAGAAAUACCCGAAUGUAUUUGGCAUCGGGGACUGCACCAACCUUCCCACUUCAAAGACUGCUGCUGCAGUAGCUGCCCAGUCAGCAAUACUUGAUAGAACAAUUUCUCUGAUUAUGAAGAAUCAAACGCCCGUGAAGAAGUAUGAUGGCUACACUUCUUGUCCACUGGUGACUGGCUAUAACCGUGUGAUUCUUGCGGAAUUUGACUACAGAGCUCAGCCCCUGGAGACUUUCCCCUUUGAUCAGAGUAAAGAACGACUUUCAAUGUAUCUUAUGAAAGCCGACAUGAUGCCUUUCCUAUACUGGAAUAUAAUGUUAAGAGGCUACUGGGGAGGUCCAGCCUUUCUGCGGAAGCUGUUUCAUCUGGGCAUGAGUUAAGAAGGGUGCAGUGCUUGUUCUCCUCAGGUGGUUUCCGGACCAAAAUCGCAGUUACUGAUUGAAGGACUGAGAACCUCACCGCGAAAGGAGUUUCUUAUUGGAUAUGGUGACAUUUCAGUACCUCUGAAUAGCCACCAUAUGGAUAGCCCAGAAUGGGCUUGAUUCUUUGGAAAUAUUCACAUGAAAUUAUAGACUUUUAUUUUCUAAAUAAAAUUUUAUCAUUGAUUAA